AUGUUUGCUUCUCAGACCACCAAGUCACAAAAGCUUUUGCCUGACUCCAAAUAGCUUCACAGGUAACAGCAGGUCGAAAAUAUGCUUGAUAGACGGAUGAAGAGUAGCUUUAAUAAGACUACACAACUGAGCAUCAAUCAUCUUCCAUCAUAUGCGCUCAUUUUCCGCCACAGAUUCAGCCUUAGUGGUGAGAUGGGAUGUAUAAUUCUGCCCAUCCAACCAGAGUCGCAGAUCGGAAGACCAAGUAUCAUAAUUGGACCCAUCCAAUUUAUCCACACUCAAUGGAGCAAGGAUAUAAUUUGAGAAAAUAGUAGACUCCGACUUUUGUCCCGCCGGAGUCCCAGAAACAGAAACAUUGGAGACAGGAGUGUCCAUAAUCAAAGGAAAAAAGCAGAAAGAACAGGUCAAAAACUAACCGGUAGAAGGGGGAUCUGUGCGUCAACACAAAAAGAGGUCUAAACACCAAAACAAGACCAGAUCCAGAACCUACGCAAGGAGACGAGAAGAUCACAACUAGCCGCGGCCGGAGAGGGGCCUCCACGCACCGCCGGAGUGAAGGAGAGUGGCCGAGAGUGGCCGAACUGUCACGCGCGCGUGAGGGCGCGUGUGACCUUGAAAUUGGACGAGACCGGUGGCGUUGGAACCGCGCGGCGGAGACGAUCACGGCGGUAUGUGGAUCGCCGGAAAAGGUGACCGGACGAUGGUUCUGGACGAGACAGAAGUUGUAUGUGGAGAGAGAAGCGUCCGAAAAGUGACAAAGAGACAGCUCCGGAAAAAAAAAAAAAAAAAAUUAACCGACGAUGAACAGUGGGUUUCACCGAAUUUUUUUUUCAAAGUCUCUUAGGCUUUGAUACCAUGUAAAGAACCUUGGGAUACAUCACCCCAAAAGCUAGCUCAAAGAGUGGGAGUGCCCAAGGCCUUAUAAACCUCACAUUAGUUGCUCAUACAACCAAUGUGAGACUAUAUAUCUCAACAUGUAAAGAACCUUGGGAUACAUCACUCCAAAAGCUAACUCAAAGGGUGGGAGUGCCCAAGGCCUUAUAAACCUCACAUUAGUUGCUCAUACAACCAAUGUGAGACUAUAUAUCUCAACACGCCCCCUCACACGAGAGCCCUUUGGGCUUGAAGAGUGGAAGAUGCAACAGGCCCAACCUACCUGUGCUAAGAAAGUCCACAAGAGAAAGUGGGGGGCGGCGAUGCUCUAAUACCAUGUUAAAUAACGAGAGAAAAGAGAGGAACAUUUGAAAUAUUUCUGUGUAUAUUGACUGAUGAAGGCUGUACAAUAUAUAAACAGACUAAUGGGCUAAGCCCAAACCUAAUGUAACCUGACCUAAUUCAAAAUAAGGAAACCUUAAUUACAAAAUAAGGAAAAUCUAAUUACAAUAUAACAAUAUGAUAUGAGAAUGAAUGAAUUUUGUAAUCGCUGCUCGGGGAAUGAUAUGAAGGACAAGACCUAGGAAACAUGUCCGCACGUUUUUUCAUUUAUAUAAGAAAAUUCGGUAAUGAUAUAAUAAUAUUCCUACAUCAAUCCGAUCUUUCUCUUACCAACUACAUCAUUGGCUAGCAAUAUUGUUUCGAGGCAAACCAAAAAAAGAGAGAGAGUAAUAUUGUGGACUUGGAGAGAUUACAGACAUUAUCUUCGUGGGGAUCACGAAGGCAAUUUCUUUCACUUGGCGACGUGCUGAAUUGGACGUUAUAUAUAUGGAUGCAAGUAUAAGGAUCAAUGAGCAUCCCAUUGUAUCGAUCCAAAAACAUAACCAUGACUUCGAUUCAUCAAUCUUGGAGCUUCUUGUUCAUUACAUUUACAUGGAUUUUCAAAAUCAUAGGAAGGCCAGCAGUGGCAGAGGGAAUAUUUCAACCAAGUCAAUGGGCUCUUGCCCAUGCCACAUUUUAUGGUGAUGAGACUGCUUCUGCCACCAUGGGAGGAGCAUGUGGGUACGGAAAUUUAUUUAUUAACGGCUAUGGGACAGAUACAGCGGCUUUGAGCUCUACAUUGUUCAACAAUGGGUAUGCAUGCGGGACAUGUUAUCAGAUAAAAUGCUUCCAAUCGAGUGCAUGCUACACCAAUGUGCUAACAGUGACCGCCACAAAUCUUUGUCCUCCUAAUUGGGCCGAGGCCUCUGAUAAUGGUGGCUGGUGCAACCCACCUCGUACACAUUUUGAUAUGUCCAAGCCUGCCUUCAUGAAAAUUGCACAAUGGACGGCUGGCAUCGUCCCUGUUAUGUACCGCAGAGUACCGUGCGUAAGGCGUGGAGGGCUUCGAUUCUCUUUGCAAGGAAAUGGGUAUUGGUUAUUGGUGUAUGUGAUGAAUGUGGGAGGUGGAGGAGAUAUUGCCAACAUGUGGGUGAAAGGAAGUGAAACAGGGUGGAUUAGCAUGAGUCACAACUGGGGGGCUUCCUAUCAGGCAUUUGCAACACUAAGUGGCCAAGCUAUUUCUUUCAAGAUCACUUCCUACACAACCGCACAAACUAUAAUAGCAUGGAAUGUUGCCCCUGCCAACUGGGGCGUAGGACUAACUUAUUCCACCAAUGUCAACUUCUAUUAAAGUUUCUCCUUUUCAUUUACUUUUAUAAACUCCACGGUUAUUUUUAUCUGUUGUAAUGAAUUUUCCA
Messenger RNA from Gastrolobium bilobum, 2612 nucleotides. Its product is annotated as expansin-A7-like. Gene Ontology annotation, biological process: plant-type cell wall organization. The coding region runs from base 1724 to 2545 and encodes 273 amino acids. The record is from RefSeq and is a predicted model, not a curated record. Gene Ontology annotation, cellular component: extracellular region. The transcript is spliced from 3 exons. NCBI's taxonomy places the organism in Eukaryota, Viridiplantae, Streptophyta, Magnoliopsida, Fabales, Fabaceae.